AUGGGUGGAACGUGCUCGUGUCGAGGUCGAGGGAGCCAGGUCAAUGCUGGCUCAAUCCUGGAUCGUGUGAUCAGCCAGGCCAGCAAUGAAGAUCAGUGUCUUCUCUAUCGACUCGCUAAUUACAAAAAAGGAGGCGAGCUGAUAGAGUCCUAUAAUCAAGGAGGCCAGCAAGAAGUUGAAAGAGUCAUCAGCGAGCAGUUUGGAAUUUUGAUGUACUCAGGUGGCAAGGGUCAGGUGAUAAAUCGGGCUGAGUAUCUAAGAUGGAAAUUUAGAGACCUCGAACAAGUCAUUUUGCCAAUAGAAGCAUCCUUGUCAAGAUUCGACCCUCUUUCCAAAUGGAAUGACCACGAAGCCUGCUGGCAGAUGCAGUACAGAGGAUCAUUGGGAGAGAGUUUGCUUCACGUUUUGAUUAUUUGUGAUACAAGAGCUCAUACGAGAAUAGCUCGCACUUUGCUCAAGUGCUUUCCAAGGUUGGCUAUUGAUGUUGUUGAAGGCGAGGAAUAUUUGGGAGCUAGUGCUCUUCAUCUGGCGAUUGCUUAUAACAAUAAUGAGUUGGUCCAAGAUUUGGUGGAAGCUGGGGCUAUAGUGAAUCAGAGGGCUACUGGAAGCUUCUUCCUACCCAGAGAUCAACAAAGACUUCGACCUGCCAAGACCACUGAUUAUGAAGGACUGGCCUAUUUGGGCGAGUAUCCUUUGGCCUGGGCUGCAUGCUGUGCUAAUGAGAGCGUUUAUAAUCUUCUACUCGACUCUGGAGCUGAUCCCGAUGAACAGGAUUCCUUUGGAAAUAUGAUUUUGCACAUGGUGGUCGUCUGUGAUAAGCUGGAUAUGUUCGGAUAUGCUUUACGACAUCCGAAGCUACCUGCUCGCAAUGGAAUCGUGAAUAGUGCUGGCCUAACUCCACUGACACUGGCAUGCCAGUUGGGACGUGCUGAAGUGUUUCGUGAGAUGCUGGAGCUUUCUGCUCGAGAGUUCUGGAGAUACAGUAAUAUCACUUGCUCAGCAUAUCCGCUCAACGCACUCGACACGCUGCUGCCUGAUGGAAGGACGAAUUGGAAUUCUGCCUUGUUCAUCAUUCUCAAUGGAACAAAAGAAGAGCAUUUGGAUAUGCUAGACGGUGGUAUCAUUCAACGACUGUUGGAAGAAAAGUGGAAGACUUUCGCUCGGUUGCAGUUUCUAAAACGUCUGAUUAUCCUCGUCUUCCACCUGGCUUCCUUGUCUCUGGCUGUGUAUUUACGGCCCGCGGAAAUUGACGCUCAGCUCCUCAAGUGGCCCGAGGAAAUAACGGACGUGGGACGUACAAUUGCCGAAUGCAUUACAGUCGUCGGUGUUUUGGGCUACAUUCUGAUUCAGCUGGGUGGCGAAAUAGUCAACGUUGGACUUCUUUCUUUCCUCAAGCAGCUGGUAUACAAUCCACCUUUGCUUUAUUUAGACGCUUUCAAAUCGCUUGCUUUGUGUUGUAUUUGUAAAAUUUUAUACGAAAGAUAUCCCGAGGACGCGUUAUUAUUCUUUCCCUUGAAUGGUUCUUGGCGAAAACAAAUCUUUUUCUGUAGGGCAGUACGUCUUACGGGCCCAUUUGUCACAAUGGUCUACAGUAUGAUAACAGGAGAUAUGCUAACGUUUGGUAUCAUAUAUACAAUUGUACUUUUUGGGUUUUCCCAGUCGUUCUACUUUCUCUACAAAGGCUUUCCAGGGGUGAAAUCAACCCUCUUUCACUCUUACCACUCAACUUGGAUGGCGUUGUUUCAGAUAACCCUCGGCGAUUAUAGUUAUUCGGACUUGAGCUACACGACCUAUCCCAACCUGAGCAAAACGGUCUUUGCCAUUUUCAUGGUGCUGGUGCCAAUAUUGUUGCUCAACAUGUUGAUUGCCAUGAUGGGAAAUACUUAUGCUCACGUUAUUGAACAGAGUGAAAAAGAGUUUGUAAAACAGUGGGCGAAAAUUGUAGUGUCCUUGGAACGUGCAGUUUCUCAAAAAGACGCACACAACUAUUUGCAAGAAUACAGCAUCAAACUUGGACCAGGAGAUGAUCCUAAUAAUCCAGCAUCCGAGCAGAGGGGAGUUAUGGUGAUCAAAAGCAAAUCCAAGACCAGAGCUAAGCAAAGAAAGGGCGCCGUUGCCAAUUGGAAGAGGGUUGGUAAAGUGACAAUAAAUGAACUAAGGAAACGUGGGAUGACCGGAGAAGAAUUGCGACGCAUUAUGUGGGGACGUGCGUCCUUCUCCACUCCAGUGCGGACAAGCCCCAACGUUGACGAGGUUGGCAUGGUGCCAGGAAUUUUUGGCGAUGCCUUAACUGCAGCCUUGGACGUAAUGGCUUUUACUCAUGAUUUUGAUGUGACCCCAGGAAAUAAUGAUCCUCCAUAUACCAUUAAUCAAAAUUUAAAAAUGCCAAAUGCACCUUUGCAACUCAUACCAAACGGCCAAGUAAAAAUUGUGAUGAAUGGUCAGCAACAAGAGACGAUUGGCAUUCAACAAAGUACACCGAAUAAUUAUUCGGUGAAUAAUUACUCACCUUCUCAAGUUCAAAAUCAAAACAAGUCUUUAAUAUCUACCAAACCUCUAGAUGGAAAAGUUAAAGAGUCUUCAAAAAUGCAACAGGAUUCUGGGAACCUCUUUGGUAUGAUCAUUCAAGCAGAUAAGAGUUCAGGUAUCAAGGAAAAUUCCGACCCCUUGCUGGAUCUAGUAAUCGCUUCCGAGGUUAAAGGCAUCAAUCCUAAAAGUUUUCUCGAACUCGCGGAAUCUGCACGACUUCUGAGCGAGGCUUCACUGAAACCAGUGAAACCAUGCAUUGAUCCAACUAUUUCGGAAGGAUUUUCCAUUACCAGCAUAGCCAUAGCAGCGUCGGUGAAAUCAACCCUCGUCAGGAAGCAAUACUUCAUCGAGUCUAGCGAUAAUGACGUUUGCGGAAACGACUAUCUUUUGGGCACGGAAGCCCGCCUUCGCAGGAUCAAGUCUGCCAAUAGUAGAUACGUAACGAUGAAAAGGAAAUCCGGGCAGGACGAGGACAGUUCCUCUUCCUCGCCAUCCGUCGGGAACAAUUCCAGAUACCAUCCUCUCUUGAACGAGCCAGAAGACCUUUCAAGUCAACAGCCAAAACCAUCAGUAAAAAUCGAUUUCAAGCCGAAUGAAACAAAUAACAAACCCCAAAAUGGCAAAGUUCACAAGCGCAGGCCCAAAACUGCGAAAAAUAGAAUAUCUCCAAAAGAGAUGAAUCAGACAGACUUGAAGGAGAAAACUAAGGAAGAAUCUGCUCUUACGUCUCUAACUGAUCCUUUGGAGCCUUGGAGUACACGAGGCAUCACGGAUAUGAACACCAUACUUGCUUGGAAAGAAACUACACAAGACAGUCCUUAGAUUUAUUUUCUUACUAGAGAAAAUUUUCAAUAAUAGUGUAAAUAGAAAUUGGAGUCCCGUUUUCGAUAUGAAAUAAGUAAAUAAAGAUAUUUUUUCGGCUCUUAAA
Messenger RNA from Belonocnema kinseyi, 3457 nucleotides. RefSeq lists its product as uncharacterized. Gene Ontology annotation, molecular function: calcium channel activity; protein binding. Gene Ontology annotation, cellular component: membrane. The record is from RefSeq and is a predicted model, not a curated record. Gene Ontology annotation, biological process: calcium ion import across plasma membrane. Bases 1 to 3351 code for a protein of 1116 amino acids. Lineage: Eukaryota; Metazoa; Arthropoda; Insecta; Hymenoptera; Cynipidae. The transcript is spliced from 16 exons.